This is a messenger RNA of Antrostomus carolinensis (chuck-will's-widow), 906 nucleotides long. RefSeq names its product serum amyloid P-component. The transcript has 3 exons. Gene Ontology annotation, biological process: innate immune response. NCBI's taxonomy places the organism in Eukaryota, Metazoa, Chordata, Aves, Caprimulgiformes, Caprimulgidae. The coding region runs from base 1 to 906 and encodes 301 amino acids. The record is from RefSeq and is a predicted model, not a curated record. Gene Ontology annotation, molecular function: complement component C1q complex binding.
AUGGGGUGGGGACAGGGAGAAUUUGUCCCUUUCUCUCUGGGUGCUGCAGAAAAAGUGAUGGCCCAGAUCCAAGCUCACCCACCAGCACCCACCCUGUACCACCAGCUGAUGCUCUCCUGCGAGGUGAAGGGGGACCCCAGCCCCCAGGAGUUCCUGUGGGAGAAGGAAGGAAGCCACAAGCCCCUGCAGAAAGGUCCUGACAACAUCCUCCUCUUCCCCUUCUUCAACAAGACCCACUUGGGCACCUACAUCUGCAGAGCCACCAGCUCCCUGGGCACCGCCGUGGCCAAGUACAACCUGUGGAUAGAAGACCUGAUAUAUAAAGUGUUCGUGUUUCCUCAAGAAACCAAACACUCCCACGUGCUGGUGAAGGCCAAGCUGGAGCAACCUCUGCAGAACUUCACCGUGUGCUUGAGGUCCUACACUGACCUGACCCGACCCUACAGCCUCUUCUCCUACACCACCAAAGCACAGGACAAUGAGAUCCUCCUCUUCAAGCCCAACCCCAGCGAGUACCGGUUCUAUGUGGGGGGCAAAUUUGUGUCCUUCAGCAUCCCCAAGAACAUCAUGGAGAGCGAGCACGUCUGUGCCAGUUGGGAGUCCACCACGGGCAUCGUGGGGUUUUGGUUCAAUGGGAACCCCUGGCCCCGUAAGGGUCUCCAGAAGGGUUACACGGUGGGGGAGAAAGCAUCCAUCGUGCUGGGGCAGGAGCAGGAUUCCUUCGGGGGUGGCUUUGACACCCAGCAAUCCUUCGUGGGGGAGAUCUCAUCCGUGUACAUGUGGGACAUGGGGACCUCCACCUCAAUGGUGAGGGGGGCCAUGGAUGACCAAUUCGCUGAUGCUCCCAUCUUCGGCUGGAGAAACUUCCCCUAUGAGGUCGUGGGUGAGGUGUACCUGAAAUCCUGA